Molecule: messenger RNA, 309 nt
Organism: Metarhizium album ARSEF 1941
Lineage: Eukaryota; Fungi; Ascomycota; Sordariomycetes; Hypocreales; Clavicipitaceae
Exons: 1
Coding region: 1-309 (102 amino acids)
Source: RefSeq, a predicted model, not a curated record
AUGCCGCAGCAUCUCAAAGACAAGGAGUCCAAGACAAUCCGCGCGGGGGACGAGGUGUGGACUCCCGUUCGAGGCGGCAAGCACCAGGGAGUCGUGGAAGAAGUUUUCGGCACGGAACAAGAGGCCCAGAAAGCCGGUGCGAAGAAUCGCCCAAAGGUACGGAGUAUGCUAUGGCUGGGCAGUGCCUCCCAGACACGCGGACCUCGCAUGGCAAAGACGAGUACUCAACUAUCAAAGGUCACCUUUACCGACCGACACGGCCACAAGGUGGCUCAUGACCCGGAGACGUCGAAGCACGCAGGCGACUAG